Molecule: messenger RNA, 426 nt
Organism: Cryphonectria parasitica EP155
Lineage: Eukaryota; Fungi; Ascomycota; Sordariomycetes; Diaporthales; Cryphonectriaceae
Exons: 4
Coding region: 1-426 (141 amino acids)
Source: RefSeq, a predicted model, not a curated record
AUGUUCUCAAAGCUCCUUGGCUUGGCACUGUGGUCUCUAGUAGCCGUGGCGGCCGGCCUCGCAUUGGAGAGAGGGGUAGUCGGUACUUAUCAGAAGUGGUUUGCUCUCAACGGCGGCUCACUUGGUGAAUCUAGUGCUCUGAGCCCUCGACAGCUUUUCUGGUGUGACUUUGGAGAUACUCCAUGUGGGGAUGGAUGUAUGCCUUUGGGAGACGUUUGCUGCGGCAUCAUCAACCCAGGCUAUUGCCUUAAGGGAUACACCUGCCUAGACAACGGAUGCUGUCCUGUGCAUGAUCGCUGGACGCAGCACGGCUCUUCUGUCCAGCACUAUGAAGACUACGAGUGCUUUGAAGUCGACAAGCUCCGCUGUGAGCCUGCAGGCCUCGACGUCUAUCAAGGCCACACAAACCGGACCGAAGAUGAAUAG